AUGCCUAUCGAAGUUGAUUUGAAACGUGCUCAAACGCUACUCUAUGAUGAAAAGAAGCCCCAGGAUGCACUAGAAUUGUACGACGCAAUUCUAGAGCAAUCUCCGGAAAAUUUCACAGCACACAUCUACAAGGCAGCAUGCCUGGAAAAACUGUACUACGGCUUCAAGAGCUGGCACAAUGAGGCAACAUUGCAGAAUGCAUUGGAACUGCUGGACAAAGCUGUGGAGAUCGCAGAGAAGAGAGGAGAUCGAUCCAAAUUAGGGUUUGCCACUUUCAGACUGUUUGUUCACCAUUACAAUAGGAAAAAUUACCCACUAUCGAAACACUUAUUUGACAGUGCUCGCAAGCUUGGGUACAAAGACGAUACAAUUGGCAUUUGGGAGGCUAAUUUGAACUCCAAGAUUGAAAAAUGGGAACGUAAGCAUGGGCCGAAAAAAAUCAGUGAAGUGGCACCUACGACUACCGCUAGCCCUACCCCUGCAAAGUCAGAUUCUUCAAAACCCGACGUUAUGCCAUUAAAGGUGGAUAAGCCGGCCUUCAAAGCUGAUUGGUAUCAAUCCGCGACAUCCUUAACCAUCUCUUUGUUCACGACAUCGCUUCCAAGCAGCCGAGAAUCCGUCAACGCUAAAAUUUCAGCUGACUUACGAAACUUGGAAGUCUCAUAUCCCGUAUCUCAAACAGGUUCUGAAUUUCAAUAUAGUACCAGACUAUCUCAUGAAGUGGAUCCGGAAGAUAUAGGUAUCAAUGUCCUGACUAAAAAGAUUGAAAUCACUCUCAAGAAAAAACAAAAAGCUCAAUGGAAGCGUUUGGACGAUCCGGCAGAAACCUUAACAGCACGAGCUCCUGUUCCGACAUCUUCUCCAGCGAAUGAAGCUGCACAUUCUUACCCAUCCUCUUCCAAAAAAUCAACAGACUGGUCCAAGUUCGAAGUGGACGACGAGGAGCAAAAUCAAUCUGCUGAUGCUUUUUUCCAGCAACUUUAUUCAAGAGCAGAUCCUGAUACACAAAGAGCAAUGAUGAAGUCGAUGGUUGAGAGUAAUGGCACCGCUUUGAACACAAACUGGGAGGAGGUAGCAAAGAAAACGGUAGAAAUGACUCCCCCAGAAGGUUCUGAGCCCAAAAAGUGGUAG
Lachancea sp. 'fantastica' is the source of this 1131-nucleotide messenger RNA. The record is from the annotation of a GenBank genome assembly. Lineage: Eukaryota; Fungi; Ascomycota; Saccharomycetes; Saccharomycetales; Saccharomycetaceae.